UCUACGUCACUGCAAACUUUGUCAAUUGACUUUAGAUUGAAAUGUCCAUACGGUGACAGGGUAGGUUUAAUCGGGUGAUAUGAUAAAUUGUGUUGUAUGUCGCGGAGACGUGGGACAACAUUGUGUUGUUUUGUUAUUCUUGUUUGGAUAAAAGUAUACUUUAUUGUCAAUGAGCGUUCAGCGACAUACUGGAAGUUGUGUAGGAAAAUGGAUUGGCCACAUCGGUACUGGACAAGGCGUAUAAAAAAGCUGGGCGUUGUCGUAUGUGGCGGAUUUCUGCUGACUUUAUUGUUUUCCCUGAGCAACAUUUCAGGAAAGUUCAAGUUCAGCGAUUCAAAGUUGCGUUUUACGUCAACAGAACUUGAUGUCUACGCAUGGCUUAACGACACGACUUCUUUUUGUAAAGGUCAUUAUACGGCAUACGGUCACACGUUCUUCAAGUUGAGGUCAGCCGUAUACGACCCUAAGAAAGACUUCUUCACGAUACAAUGUGACGAAUGGAUGUGGUUUAAAAAACCUUCAACUUAUUGGUUUAAUGGAAAUUACGCCCCGCCAAAGUAUUCCGAAUCUUUGACCUUUGUAAGGUCAAAAGGUCACGACCUACAUAACACUUUAAAAGAUAAUAAUAUUACAAUUGUUGUCAACAGAGAGUAUCCGCAUAAUUUCUAUCAUGCAAUGACUCAAUGGUAUAAUAUCUACGUUUUAUCUCGACUUUUUAAGUUCGAUAUGAAAAAGGUCAAUAUACUUUUACUCGACCAUGGUCCAGUGGUUCAUAUAGAUGAACAAUGGAAAUUAUUGUUUCAAGAAGUUAGAAAGUCGGAGAAUCUAACUUCUUCAAUAUAUCUCAGGGAAGCUAUAUUUAAUAUACCCGGACACGAAAGUCCAAUGUAUUAUUUUAAUCUCACCCAUCUUCCAUUCGUUGAAGAAUUUUCACAGUAUUUUCUGAAAAAUUUUAAAUUAAAGAGCAAAGAAACAUACAAUUGUAAGAAUUUAACUAUAACGCUAAUUCUAAGGCACGAUUAUUUCAUGCAUCCAGGUGUCAGUAAUGAAAAAAGAAUCGCGGAAAGAAAGUUUAAAAAUGAGGACGAAUUGAUAGCAAAGCUAAAAUCAGAAUUUCCGGGUCACACGGUGCAGACGUUAAUUGCAGAAGACAUGUCACUUCCGGAACAGCUGAGUAUGACGUCAAAAACGGAUAUUUUGAUUGGGAUGCAUGGAUGUGUUCUUUCUCAGACAUUCUUCUUGCCAAAACACGCAAUGGUGCUAGAAAUGUUUCCGAAUUUUUGGGAAAUUAAAAUGUUCUUUAAUUCUCUAGCUAGGUGGAGGAAUAUAAAUCAUGAAUAUUGGAAAAAUGAUGACAAAAGAAAUGAAUAUGCAAAUCAUUACACAUAUGUGCCUUUAAGUGUAAUAGAAAAGUUUGCUGUUCGGGCAAGAACACACUUUAUAUGCAGUAUUCAUUAG
Ruditapes philippinarum (Manila clam) is the source of this 1458-nucleotide messenger RNA. RefSeq lists its product as uncharacterized. The record is from RefSeq and is a predicted model, not a curated record. Lineage: Eukaryota; Metazoa; Mollusca; Bivalvia; Venerida; Veneridae. Bases 97 to 1458 code for a protein of 453 amino acids. Gene Ontology annotation, molecular function: glycosyltransferase activity. The transcript is spliced from 2 exons.